GUGUCAGUGCUGUCAGUCUGUCAGUCGCGUGUCAGUGUGUCACACAGCUGUAGCGCCGCCGCGGCCUCGAGGAUAUUUUGAUAGAGAACAUUUACUACAAAUGGCUUCACACCAGUAGGACAGCGCGUACUCCAACAUGGGGAUCGUGCACGCGAAGGAGCGCAAGUACAACUUCGCGGAGGACGAGGCGGGGCUGUUCGACGGCGAGGAGCCGGAGCUGGACGAGGGCCCGGUGCCGCGCGCCACCAUCGCGCUCCGCGGGGUGCGGGCGCGCGUGGACCGCGUCAACGUGGACGGGCUGCACCGCACCAAGGAUGACGUCAUCAAGGGCACCGUCGACGACCUCUUCGAGGCGAAGGACUUCGAGGACGUCAUCGUGCGCGCGCACAAGGUGCGGCAGGCGCUGGACAACCUGGGCUGCUUCCGCGAGGUGUGCGUGUACAUCGACGUGUCGUCCGGCCCGGAGGCCACGCCGGACGGACUCGAGGUGACGUUCCAGGUGCGCGAGCUGUCCCGCGUGGCGGCCGCCGUCACCACCGACGUCAGCGAGGACGAGGGCAGCGUCGUGCUCGGCGUGAAGCUCCCGAACGUGCUGGGGCGCGGCGAGCGCGCGGCGGCGGGCUACAGCCUCGGCCACCUGCGCUCCACCGACAUGCACCUCGCACUCACCAAGCCGCUGCUGCUGCAUCGAUACAAGCCCGUGGUGUCGGGGUCGCUGUACCAGCGCGCCGCCGACCACGUCAGCUCCGGGUACCGGCUGCUGGACCGCGGCCUGCUGCUCGACCUCGCCUUCCAGACCUCGCCCACGACGAAGCACCACGUGCAGUGGGAGGGCCUGAUGCGGGAGAUGUCCGUCUCCAACAAGACCAGCUUCAAGGUCCGCGAGAGCAGCGGUCCGCAGCUGAAGUCGAUGGUGCGGCACAUGAUCAGCGUGGACCAGCGCGACGAGGCGGUGUUCCCGACGCGCGGCGCGCGGCUGCACAUCUGCAACGAGCUGGCCGGGCUCGGCGGCAGCGUCGCCAGCCUCCGGGCCGAGCUGCACCUGCAGCUCAACUACACGCUGUCGCAGAAGCUGGGACUGGUGGUGCAGGCGUCGGGCGCGGCGGGGCUGCUGCACGACGUGUACGGCAGCUCGGUGGCCGACCACUUCUUCCUGGGCGGCGCGGCCUCGCUGCGCGGCUUCCAGCACCGCGGCGCCGGCCCGCACUGCGACGGACACGCGCUCGGCGGCCGGAUGUACUGGGCGGGCGGGCUGCACGUGUUCGCGCCGCUGCCGGUGCCGGGCGCGGGCUCGGGGCUGGGCGCGCUGUUCCGCUCGCAUCUGUUCCUCAACACCGGCUGCGUCGCCUUCCCAGAUCGCGGGUCCGCGGGCGAGUGGUGGCGCGGGCUGGGCGCGGCGCGGGGCGCGGGCGGCGCGGGGCUGUGCGUGCGCCUGGGCCGCGCCGCGCGGCUCGAGCUCAGCUACGUGCUGCCGCUGCGCUGGCUGCCCGGCGAUAGGACCCACGCCGGCAUACAGCUCGGCCUGGGGGCCAACUUCCUCUAACUACACAGUACACACAUCUACCAAACGUAUAGUGACAGUGUGUUACUGCG
This is a messenger RNA of Spodoptera frugiperda (fall armyworm), 1593 nucleotides long. RefSeq names its product sorting and assembly machinery component 50 homolog A. The transcript is spliced from 12 exons. NCBI's taxonomy places the organism in Eukaryota, Metazoa, Arthropoda, Insecta, Lepidoptera, Noctuidae. Gene Ontology annotation, biological process: mitochondrial respiratory chain complex assembly; protein insertion into mitochondrial outer membrane. The coding region runs from base 137 to 1543 and encodes 468 amino acids. The record is from RefSeq and is a predicted model, not a curated record. Gene Ontology annotation, cellular component: SAM complex; outer membrane.